Messenger RNA from Saccharomyces paradoxus, 2781 nucleotides. It is a transcript of the gene COS111, whose product is annotated as Cos111p. The transcript has a single exon. Gene Ontology annotation, molecular function: protein binding. Lineage: Eukaryota; Fungi; Ascomycota; Saccharomycetes; Saccharomycetales; Saccharomycetaceae. The coding region runs from base 1 to 2781 and encodes 926 amino acids. The record is from RefSeq and is a predicted model, not a curated record.
AUGUCAAGUGCUGCUUCAAGACUUCAAAACGUCAAUAUUGUGUCCAACAAUUAUUCUCGUUACGGCACCUCCGUUUACGAUAAGUUGUACCAUAAUAGCGGCAGUAGUGGCAAUAAUGCCGGAAAAGGCCCUACUACAGUUGGUAAACUAUCAUCUACCUCACAAAAAUCUAGGACUAAACAGCGCCAUGGCUCAAAUUGCUCCAGAUCAAUGAGUCAAUCGCCCAUAUCGACGUUCAAAUCUCCGCUCAGUAAUCAAAAUCAAACUAGCGCUCCAGAUGAUUCGGCCUCUAUAGGGCAAAGACGCAGUGACGACGUUACUUCUUUAGACAACGAAACAAUUGUAACAAUGAACUCAAGGAAAUCAAGGAUUAAGAAGAAGUAUAAAUCCUUAAUCUCCACUUCUUCAAAAAAAUUUAUGAACAAAUUGUACGAUCAUGGUGCUUCAUCCGAUUCAUUUUCCAUAUUUUCCUUGAAGACUUCCCAUUCUGGUAAACAUGAAAAUUCUAGACUCGAAAAGCUGAGAAAAAGAAAAUACCAUGCUUGGGGCAAAUUUGCCGAUAUCAACGAUUUGCCGGUUGAAAUAAUUGCCAAAAUACUUUCCGAAUUCGAGUUAGGCCGUGACCAAAAGACGCUAGUCAGAUGUCUAUACGUCUCAAAAAAAUUCUAUAAAGCGACAAAGAUCGUCCUUUAUAGGCUACCUUAUUUCACUUCCACUUACAGAGUGGCGCAGUUUGUCACUUCACUAAGAUUACAUCCGGAUAACGGGGCAUACGUGAAAGUAUUGGACCUAUCACGUCUGAAGCCGGGAAUUAUAGGUCAAGAUUCGAAGGAUUCUCAAGGUUUAGACGAUGAUAGCCACUCAAGGCGUCACAGACGCCGUCGUCGUAGAUCUACUAACACAACCUUGAAUCUCCCUCCGGCCACCCCAACAUCUACCAUUUCUAAUGAGGAUGAUGUUAAUAGCGGAUCAAUUAGAGACGACGCUCCAAAUAGCGGAGAGAUUGAAGACUUAGCAUUGGCUGGUUGGAGAGAUUGGAGAUAUAGAAAUGAGCCGCUCUAUAGUUCUCCUCUGUUGAACAGUUUUAAAUUGAAAAAAGUCGUCUCUCGUUCUUCUUCUAUCACUUCUACAUCUUCUGGAAAUUCUACCGGUGUUCACUCCACAAGGAGGCAACGUUCUAAUAGUUCCGUCGCUUCCAUAACAACCAGCAUCAUGUCAUCCAUCUAUAACACUUCUCAUGUCUCAUUAUCUUCAACAACCUCGAAUACCAGUAAUGGUAAUAUAUCUUCUGGUAGUAAUCUGACAAGAGUCUCUACCGCUGGAUCAUUGAAAAAAACUCCUGCGAAGUCCACAAGGUCAUCUCCUCAGAAACAAAAGCCAAUUUCUGACAUUACGUCGUCUUCCUGGUUCAGAAUGAAGCUGAGUUCAAGAAACAGAAAGGCAAGAACAGCUAAUGCGAUCGGCAUGAAGAACUCGAGGGAUAAACCCGAAGAUGACUUUAAGGAUACGAAGCACGACUCGGGGCAUCCAUCCAAUUAUCGUCCUUCAACAUUAAAAUUUAGUAUUGAACAGCCAUUCAGUACUCACCAUCCGUAUGCCAACAAAUUUCUUUUAAAGUACGCUCCUUACAAAGAUUUGCCCUUGGGUUAUAUUUUACAUAUGUUGAACAUGUGUCCUAACCUUGUCGAAUUAAACCUUUCCAAUUUGGUUAUUUGUACCGAUUUUAAAUUAAUCAACCAAAGAACCGAAAGAAGAAGAAUGACAUCCUCACUAUUGCCCGCUGUCCAGGAGUCAAGUAUCUCUGCAGGACCUGAACAAGAUUUAGAAGUUGUUUAUAUGACUGAUUCCGGCAAAGGCUAUGAGUAUUAUGAGGGGUUAAGCAAGAAACACUCACGUUCUUCAAGUUUAGGUACCAAUCCGUCAAAUUGGAUUGGUGGUCAGGCAAAUUGGGUAGAUUAUCCACCCCCAAUCGAUGCACAAACUAAAACAAGAGAGGAACACAGACGUAACAAUACUUUGAGCCAGAACAAGAACGUCAUAUUAAAGAAAUUGAACCCUUUUGCAAUUUUUGAAAUAAUCUGCGAUAGAAAUGAAGAAAAAGGUGGCUACAGCUUUUUAAGUAAGGUGAAAAUGAAUGACAUUGUCUGGUGCAGACAAUACAUGGUAAAGUACUUCGUGAUGAGGACGUUUCGCCAGCAUCUGGAUUAUAAGUCUAUGGAUAAUAACUCUUACGAACGGCACAUAUUCAGUUUCCGAGACUCUGGCUUGGACAGAAAUUUUUCCUGGGCUUGUAGUGCCAAGUUGCAUGAAUUUGUUGCGUUGAUGGUAAUGGAUCAGCUCUCAAAAUCAGACGAUUUAGGAUUAGAAGAGCUUUUCAAUAUCAAAUCCGAGAAGCUAUAUAUAAAAAGCUAUUGUUCUCGAGACCCUGAUAUUCUCGAAAUAUCAAACUUAUUUGAUAUCAGAUAUGGAGUCGGAUCUGAAGCUGAUGCUACUUCCGAUUCCAAUCCCGAAGCAGAAUCUCUACAAUUCAGGCUAACCAUAUUGAAAACAGGAAAGCCAACUUCAUUUUGGCUCAGAAAAGUUUCCAAAAAUUAUGUUUCUUUGGUCGUUAAAUUAUGUGUGAAUGAUGACGUUGAUAUGGACAAAAUCAAAGUAGGAAAACCAACCUUGAGAAUAGACAGUAUUACACACGACUUGCUAAGUAGGUUAAAGGAGUUGAGAAGAGUUGAUCUAAGAAGGAAUGUUGGCGAAAAUAACUACUGUGAUGAAAGUAUCCUGUAA